Molecule: messenger RNA, 4806 nt
Organism: Jaculus jaculus (lesser Egyptian jerboa)
Lineage: Eukaryota; Metazoa; Chordata; Mammalia; Rodentia; Dipodidae
Gene: Dgke
Product: diacylglycerol kinase epsilon
Exons: 11
Coding region: 1-1704 (567 amino acids)
Molecular function (GO): ATP-dependent diacylglycerol kinase activity
Source: RefSeq, a predicted model, not a curated record
AUGGAUGCGGAGAGACGGCCGGCCUCGGGCCCGCCCGCGCAGAGCCUGCUGGCCGACGGGCACCUGGUCCUGUGGACGCUGUGCUCGGUGCUGCUGCCCGUGUUCAUCACCUUGUGGUGCAGCCUGCAGCGCUCGCGCCGCCAGCUGCACCGCAGGGACAUCUUCCGCCAGAGCCAGCACGGGUGGCGCGACACGGACCUGUUCAGCCAGCCCACCUACUGCUGCGUGUGCGCGCAGCACAUCCUGCAGGGAGCCUUCUGCGACUGCUGCGGGCUGCGCGUCGACGAGGGCUGCCUCAAGAGAGCCGACCGACGCUUCCCGUGCAAGGAGAUCAUGCUCAAGAGCGACGUCAAGGCCCCCGACGCCAUGCCCCACCACUGGAUCCGCGGCAACGUGCCCCUGUGCACUUACUGCGCGCUCUGCAAGCAGCAGUGCGGCAGUCAGCCCAAGCUCUGCGAUUACAGGUGCAUUUGGUGUCAGAAAACAGUACAUGAUGAGUGCAUGAAAAGUAGCUUAAAGAAUGAAAAGUGUGAUUUUGGAGAAUUUAAAAACCUCAUCAUUCCACCAGGUUAUUUAACUUCCAUUAAUCAGAUGCGUAAAGACAAAAAAACAGAUUAUGAAAUGCUAGCCUCUAAGUUGGGGAAGCAUUGGACCCCGUUAAUAAUCCUGGCCAACUCUCGUAGUGGAACUAACAUGGGAGAAGGACUGCUGGGAGAAUUUAAGAUCCUCUUAAAUCCAGUCCAGGUGUUUGAUGUAACUAAAACUCCACCAAUCAAAGCCCUACAACUUUGUACUCUUCUUCCCUACUAUUCAGUUCGAGUCCUUGUGUGUGGAGGAGAUGGGACUGUGGGCUGGGUCCUGGAUGCAAUUGACGAAAUGAAGAUAAAGGGACAAGAAAAAUACAUUCCACAGGUUGCAGUCUUGCCUCUGGGAACAGGCAAUGAUCUGUCCAACACACUGGGUUGGGGUACAGGUUAUGCUGGAGAAAUCCCAGUUGCACAGGUGUUAAGAAAUGUAAUGGAAGCAGAUGGCAUCAAACUAGAUCGAUGGAAAGUGCAGGUAACAAAUAAAGGAUACUACAACUUAAGAAAACUCAAGGAAUUCACGAUGAACAACUACUUUUCUGUUGGACCCGAUGCUCUGAUGGCUCUCAAUUUUCAUGCUCAUCGUGAGAAGGCUCCAUCUCUGUUUUCUAGCAGAAUUCUUAAUAAGGCUGUUUAUUUAUUCUAUGGAACCAGAGAUUGUUUAGUACAGGAAUGUAAAGAUUUGAACAAAAAAAUUGAGCUAGAACUGGAUGGUGAGCGAGUUGAACUGCCUAACUUAGAAGGUAUUAUCGUCCUGAACAUUGGAUACUGGGGCGGUGGCUGCAGACUGUGGGAAGGGAUGGGCGAUGAGACCUACCCUCUAGCCAGGCAUGAUGACGGGUUACUAGAAGUUGUCGGGGUCUACGGUUCUUUCCACUGUGCUCAGAUUCAAGUAAAACUGGCAAACCCUUUUCGAAUAGGACAGGCGCAUACAGUGCGGCUGAUUCUGAAAUGCUCAAUGAUGCCGAUGCAGGUGGAUGGGGAGCCAUGGGCCCAAGGGCCCUGCACCGUCACCAUAACACACAAGACACAUGCCUUGAUGCUGUACUUCUCUGGAGAACAGACGGAUGAUGACAUCUCCAGUGCUUCGGAUCAAGAAGACUUAAAGGAAGCUGAGUAGAUGGGGACGCUGAAAGCAGCGUCCACACAAAGGAGUCCAUGCAUACGUGUUUGUCCACGAGGUUGCCUCUGCCACUACCCAGUCUUCAUUCCACUCACAGUGUAAUGGGUGUGUGUUUGUGCAAAUAGCAUUCCCACGCAGCCAGACUCCCAGUUGUUAUAGACACCUGUGUUCAGCAGGAUACUUUGAUCAUAUAUUACUAACUUUGAAAAGGCCACAAAAAAGUUACUCACAUGCCGGCCCUGGUGGCACGCCUUUAAUCCCAGCCAGCACUGGAGAGACAGAGGUAGGAGGAUCGUCAUGAGUUCAGUACCACCCUGCGAUUACAGAAUGAAUUCCAGGUCAGCCUGGGCUAGAGCAAGACCCUACCUCAAAAAAAAAAAAAAAAAAAAGUUACACAAAGAUGUGGCUGUAUUUUUUUGAAUGGGGUUCACUCUGAAGAAUGCACUAUCUCAUUCCUUACUUUUGAAUAACAGGUUUGAUGGACUGAUGUGGGAGAAAAAAAUCAUUUCCAUCUUAGUUUUUGAUGUGGUGGCCCUAUGCCAUUUUAAAAGUUAACCUGCCUUUGUGAACUGGAGUGAUUAACACGUGGCUUCCUCCUGCAGCGUGGCUCAAGGUUUUCUGCACUUCACAUGGAGCCCACAUCCUGAAUUCUUGCAAAGAAAGACAACACUUAACUUACAGUGUUAUAUUUUUCUACUUUAGUGUCAUUUUUUGACCUAACUCCAGGUGUUUAUGUUAAUGGCUGAAUUGAACUGAAAUGCAGAAUUUUUGUUGUUGUUGUUUCAGUUUUGUUGCAUUUUUGGUGGUGGUUGUUUUGUUACUGUUUUUUUUGUGGGGGGGAUGUGUAUUUUGGCAGGGCUGAGGCUUAGGUCCUGUGGGAGUCUAGGCACGCACUCUACCAUGGAACUAUACCCCAGGCAUUGGAUCUUUUCUCCUAUCAGAAGAGAACCAAAAAGGUGAUUUGGUGCAAAAUAACACUUAGAGCACUUAGGAUGAUAAGGGUUAGGUUCCAAGCUGAAGUCCACUGACUUCUUGUUUAAUUAAAGAGAGCAUUGACAACAGGGGAGGGGGGGUGCUUGAGAGAAGCUUACCAAGUCCAAUUAGUUGCUCAAAAAAAAGCUCAACAGUUCAAGGCUGAUUCAUGUUUCAAGGUUGAGUGGUCUUGCAGUAUUUUGAAUACAGUAGCACUUUCACAGAAUUUCCCCUUGGAGCUAUAACCUUUGCUAAGAGAAGUGAGAAAAACCUCUGCUAAGAUGUUUCUAUUGUAUUUAUUUUAAAUGAGAAAGAUCUAUAUUUUUAACUUAUUUAUUACUUUGUAGCAUGAUACUUGUGUUCAGUGUUUACACUAUUUAUACAGCUAUAUUUAGUGAGGUAAAGUGGUCACAAAUUCUGCUGGCACAGUCAGAUAAAACUUCCCACUAAAGUCCUCAUCUAAUUCUGAUAUCUAUUACUCUCCCAUUGUCAAUUUUCAGUGUUUGUGAGGGAGAGGCAUGAAAAACACUGACAAAGGACUUGGAGUAAUUGUCUCAUUGCUGUCUGUCCCUCAGUUGAGUGCUUACUGAAAGCAGUUCCAUAACUGCCCAUCGGAGGGUGCUGUUCUGCAAUUGUCAGCCAGCCUGCCCUUGGAUGGCAGUUUGGUGGUUUUCUGAGAAAUGGUUGGUUUGUGGUGGUCUUUUCAUGACAUUAAUUACCAGAAGACCAGAAUGUAUCCCCCAAAACACCAUUAACUCCCUUUUAAAGGUCUAUUACAAUUCUGUUAUCCAUGAGUUACCAUAAACUUCAUGUGAGUCACAUGUUUUAAAAGGACAACUUGGUAUGUAUGUGGGAAUGAGUACAUUGUGGCAAAUAUUUCCACUUUGCUAAAUUAAUCUCUUCCAGCUCUUCACAGGUGAUGCCAGAGUCUGGUAUUGAAAGAUUUGUUUGCACAGGUUGUUUCAGAAGCCUUUCAUACUGGAUAACCACAGCGGAGGUAGUGGGAGAGAUGUGCAGAUUUUCUUUAUGAACUUUAUCGGUUUUUGAGCAUAAUGAAGUUUAUCCUUUAAUUCAUGGUCAGAAUGGUCAUAGACAUCGCAUUUCCCAAGUGCACUGUUAAAGCCCACUUUACUGUAGGUUACACCUGUGAGUCAUAAUGCUAAUUAGUAAUGGAAAAUUCAUUUGGACUAUCAAUUAAAAUAACUAUUUUUUAAUUGCUUAAACUACUAUAACCAUAAUAUUACACUGGAUUUAGAGCAGGUUUGUGUCCAAUGUCUCAUGUAUUUAACCAUUUUUCAACUGUAAUCUGCCGAGGACUUUUUUCCUGCUGACCUUCAUGAACUUUCUUCUGCCUUCCUCACUCGGCCCUUAGUAACUUCAAGAACACUAUGACAUAUGACAUGAGUUUGUCAUGGUAAAAUUCACUUACCAUUUUAGACACUAGUUCACCCAGCACAUCAGAUAAAUGUACAGGCAUGUGCCUUGUUUAGAUAGACUCUGUAAGAUCUCAUGCUUGCAAAUUAGAUAUUAGGAUAGUGAUAGCUUGUAUUACCGAGGAUUCUGUACUUUACAAAAUAGCUCACCAUAAGAUUUUUCUGUUCCGCAUAUAAUUGUCCUGCUGUUAAAAUAACACACGUUCUCAGGAAGAAGUAUAUGAAGUAAAUCAUAUUUCCUCAUCUGCGUUCACAUUUCUCAUCUUUGUCUGCCCUCCUGGCUUCUGGGCCCUUGUCGGUGUGGUGACGUGCCCACUGCCUGCAGGGACAGCUCUUGGGGACCUCAGGCAGAUGAUGGUCUUCAGUGCUUUGUCUGCCUAGUAGAGGUCAAGGAUUCUUGUCUAAAAAAAGACGGCAGCAUUUAAAUGCUUUCAGUGUUCCUUAGCUAGCUGUGAAACUAUAAGUAGAUAAUAUUUAUAAAAGUUUUAUAGCCAAAACUAUUUAUUUUUAUUUUUAUGGUGUGUGAAAAUCAAAGUAUUUGCUUUUUGAAGUACAUUUACACACUUAGUUGUGACAUCUACUGUGACUCAGAAACUGCAGUCAGUUUUGUGCUAUAAAAAUGAGUACUACUACCAGCAUGUCAAAAGAAAAAUAAUUUGCCUUUGUAAUAUAAAGUAAAAUUGUUUCUAACAUA